AUGCUCAAACUACCCUUCUAUCUGCAUGAUAAAUGGAGGAACCAAGUAUAUAAGUACAAGGAAGCAAAGAGGAAGGUUCGGUUCAAGGACUUAGUGAAGUUUGUGAAGACAGAGGCUAAGAAAAUCAACGACCCUACGUAUGGAAGUAUUGCCACUGGGACUUCAAGACCAAAGACUCCGCAAAAGAUUGCACGUUCCAGCAAUGCAGUUCCAGAGAUUGUUACAGAUUCUAUACCUAAGAGCACCAGUGACACCGUACCUCCUCCAGCCCCGAAUUAUAAGUGUUUCUUCUGUGACUCUACUUCCCAUUCUCUGGAUACUUGCAAAGAGAUAACUGCCAAACCUAUGAACGAAAGAGUCAACUUCAUUAAAGAAAAGGGAUUAUGCUUUGGCUGUCUCAAGAAAGGCCACUUGUCGAAGAGAUGCCGUAAUCGUUCCAAGUGCGGCAUAUGCAAAAAAAGUCAUCCAUCUAUCUUACACAACGAAGAAAGCUCGUCAGUUGUUAGUGUAUCGAAUGCCAGUACUGGUUAUGCUAUCGCAAAAGAAGAUCAAAAGGGGGAUGUGUCUUGUGCCAUGGCGAUAGUCCCAGUUAGAAUUCGCUUGCGUGAUAAACCUCAUAGUAUAGAGACAUACGCAUUCUUGGAUACAGGUAGUAGCGCUUCGUUUUGCACCGAGACAGUUAUGAAACAGCUUGGAGCUAUCAUGAACACAUUUUCCAUCAGUGGACUGCAAGUAAGUGACAUUGACUCGGAAAAUGCUAUUGAUCUUCCGCGAGUGUUCACGAAGGAGAAAAUGCCCGUGUCUAAGAAGCACAUUCCAACACAAGCAGAGGUGUCAAGGUGGGAACACUUAGCAAAGGUUUCACUAGCUGAGCCUAACUGUGAGAUAGGUUUGAUGAUUGGCAGCAACGUACCAGAUGCCUACUCGCCUAUUGAGAUACUUGCAGGCCCUAGUGGAUCACCACAUGGUACAAGAACUAAGCUUGGAUGGGUGGUCUGGAAUGUUCUUCGAGAAAGCGGUACUAUACAAGUCAACAGAGUUCACAUUCAGGAUGAGUCUGGAGAAGACAUCGAAGACAUGGUUAAGAGAUCUAUGAACCUCGAUUUCCCUGAGCGUCUUAUUGACGAUAGAAAAGAAAACUCCAGGGAGGACAAACAAUUUUUGGAUAUGGCUGAAAACUCUAUUUAUAAGGAUGGAGAACAUUACUGCGUUUCGUUGCCAUUUCGUAACAAGGUCACUAUUUUGCCUGAUAACUCGGUAAUGGCUGAACGGAGAUCACGCAGCAUUGAGAACAGGUUCAAGGCAGAUCCCAAGUUCAAAGAAGAUUACACUGCCUUCAUGGAAACACUGUUGGAGAAAGGUCAUGCGGAACCAGCACCUGUGGGAUUUGACAAAGGAAAGGUCUGGUACAUUCCUCAUCAUGGUGUAUACCACAAGAAAAAGAACAAGAUUCGAGUGGUGUUUGAUUGCUCUGCGCGAUAUCAAGGUGUCUCCCUUAACGACAACUUACUCCAGGGACCUGACCUUACAAACAAUCUUCUUGGUGUGUUGAUGCGAUUCCGGGAGGAACCAGUGGCUGUCAUUGGAGACAUCGAAGCGAUGUUCUAUCAGGUGAAGGUCCCAGUAAAUGAAAGAGACUAUCUGCGAUUUUACUGGUGGCCCAACGGGAAUACUGCGAAUGAGCCAAGGAGCUACAGGAUGACGGUUCACCUGUUUGGAGCCUCAUCAUCUCCCAGUGUUUGCAACUUUGCUCUUCAGAAAACUGCAGAGGACAGUCAAAAACGGUUUCCCCAAGAAGUUCAGGACACACUGAAAAGAAAUAUGUAUGUCGAUGACUGUCUGACCUCCGUUGCUACAGAGAAGAAGGCGAUUAGUCUUAUACAUGAUGUGACUCAAAUGUGUAAAUCCGGAGGAUUCCGACUUACCAAAUGGACGAAUAACAGUGAUGUGGUUGUGGAAUCUAUUCCAGAGGGUGAUCGUGCCCAAGAAGUCAAGUUGUGGAGUCUGGAUAGUAAGCCACCUAUCGAAAGAGCUCUCGGAGUUUAUUGGUUCAUGGAGAAUGACUCCCUUGGAUUCCAAAUUCAGAUGAAAGACAAGCCCGUUACUAGAAGAUGUAUUCUAUCAGUAACCAGCUCAGUGUACGAUCCUUUAGGAAUUGCAUCCCCGUUUGUUCUUAAGGCCAAGUCAAUUCUGCAAAGACUUUGUAGGGAUGGUAAGGGAUGGGAUGAGGAGAUCACAGGAAAAGAUCUGAAGGACUGGACCGAUUGGCUGCUUCAGCUACCUGAACUAGAGCAUGUUACCAUUGAUCGGUGUUACAAAGGGAAAAACCUCGGCAAGGUAACCUCCUGUCAACUUCAUGGUUUCGCAGAUGCAACACUUCAGCACUUAAGGUAUAUCACAAACAAGAAUUUGCGCUUCCACACGUUCGUAGCUAACCGCAUUGCUCUUAUCCACGAAGCUACGUCGGAAGAUGACUGGUAUUACAUCAACACUAAGGAGAAUCCAGCUGAUGUUGCAUCAAGAGGAACGAGCAUUUCGAAGUUGCCUGACUCGUGGACUCGUGGACCAAUGUUCCUCUGGAAAUCCGAACGUGAAUGGCCCGUUGUGGAAAAGGAUGUUAAGAUCACGGAUAAAGAGAAUGAUCCUGAAAUAAGGACGACUGCGUGCGCUACAUCAGUUGUUUUAGACACAAACAGUGGUGUCGGAAAUCUUUUCGACUAUUACUCCAACUUUAGUAAGCUUAGGAGAGCUACUGGAUGGCUUAUGAGAGCUAUGGACAACCUGCACGGAGCUGUUGAGAGGAGCCGGCAGAUAAAACAGGACAUCAGCAGUUCAGAAUCUGAUCCUGUGAAACGCGACCAGAAAAUAAAGUUAGCAUUGUCGAAAGAGAGACAGGAUAGACUUCUCAAUGGACAGAAAAACCUUCGUACAGCGUGCCUGUCUGUGGAUAUUCUGGAACGAGCUGAAGCCGCGUUGAUUAAGUAUGAGCAACGAAAGUACUUCGCAGCCGAAAGCAAGAUCCUUCACCAGGACAAUGGUGUUCAGUCGCGAAAACUCAAGAAGACUUCGAAAUUAUUCAAGAUGGACCCCUUUGUUAAAGAUGGUGUCAUUCGCGUAGGAGGUCGUCUUGAAAGAGCUGAAAUUUCGUAUGAUGCAAAACACCCCGUGGUGUUGCCUAGGGAAUCUGUCGUAUCGAGACUCGUUGUGGAUGAUGCCCACAGAUCAUGUGGUCACUUAGGAAAAAACACUGUUCUUGCAUUCAUUCGAGAAAAAUAUUGGAUUGUUGGUGCUCGCACUCUGGUGAAAUCUAUUCUUUCCAAAUGUGUGACUUGUAGGAAAUACAGAGCUCCCUGUGUUGAGCAAAAGAUGGCAAACUUACCCGCAGAGCGACUCGCAGCUGAUCAGCCUCCUUUCAGCAGAACUGGGAUGGACUUCUUCGGACCCUUUGAACUGAAACGUGGAAGGAGUGUGGUAAAGCGAUAUGGGGUAUUGUUUACCUGUCUUGUGACUCGUGCGGUCCAUUUAGAAGUUGCUGCGUCGCUCGAUACAGAUUCUUGCAUCAACUCCAUUCGACGAUUUAUCGCUCGCAGAGGAAAACCUGUAUUUAUUAGAUCGGAUAACGGAACCAACCUUGUCGGUGCUCAACGAGAAAUGAAGGAAAAUAUUCAGAAAUGGAACACAGACAAAAUUCGUGAUAACAUGUUGCAGAGUAGCAUUCAGUGGGAUUUCAAUCCUCCCUCCGGUUCUCACUUCGGCGGAGUCUGGGAAAGACUCAUUAGGUCUGUGAGACAGGUGUUGCACUCUGUUAUGCAUGAGCAGAAUGCGAAACUGGAUGACGAAGGACUUCAGACACUCUUUUGUGAGGUAGAGGCUAUCUUAAAUGGACGCCCGUUAACUGAAGCAUCGGAUAACGUAACUGACCUACGGGUUUUGACCCCAAACCAUCUGCUAUUGCUUCAGCCUGGAGAGUAUUUCCCACCUGGAACAUUUGUCGCCACGGAUAACUAUGCCAGAAGGAGGUGGAGACAGAUACAGUACCUUUCAGAUAUUUUCUGGAAUAGGUGGACCAAGGAAUACUUACCGCUUCUGCAAGGACGCCAGAAAUGGAUGAAGAAACGACGCAAUAUGCAGACUGGAGAUCUUGUGCUGAUCGCUGAUAGUACACCUAGGCAUGCGUGGAUAACCGGUAGGAUUCAGGAAGUUGUGAAAGACAAACAUGACAUUGUGCGAUUCGUGAAGGUUAAGACCCCUUCCAAUGUGUUAACGCGCCCAGUGACCAAACUCGUGCUCUUGCUCGAGUCAGACAAUGAGUAA
Messenger RNA from Pecten maximus, 4314 nucleotides. RefSeq lists its product as uncharacterized. Lineage: Eukaryota; Metazoa; Mollusca; Bivalvia; Pectinida; Pectinidae. Bases 1 to 4314 code for a protein of 1437 amino acids. The record is from RefSeq and is a predicted model, not a curated record. The transcript is spliced from 2 exons. Gene Ontology annotation, molecular function: zinc ion binding; nucleic acid binding. Gene Ontology annotation, biological process: DNA integration.